AUGUUAAGAAUCAGAUCACUUUUAAAUAACAAGCGUGCCUUUUCGUCUACAGUCAGGACAUUGACCAUAAAUAAAUCACAUGAUGUAGUUAUCAUCGGUGGUGGGCCUGCUGGUUAUGUGGCUGCCAUCAAAGCUGCUCAAUUGGGGUUUAAUACUGCAUGUGUGGAGAAAAGAGGUAAAUUAGGUGGUACCUGUCUUAACGUUGGAUGUAUCCCCUCCAAAGCGCUUUUAAAUAAUUCCCAUUUAUACCAUCAAAUGCAUACAGAAGCGCAAAAGAGAGGUAUUGAUGUCAACGGUGAUAUCAAAAUCAACGUCGCAAACUUUCAAAAGGCUAAGGAUGAUGCUGUUAAGCAAUUAACUGGAGGUAUUGAACUUCUUUUCAAGAAAAAUAAGGUCACCUACUAUAAAGGUAAUGGUUCAUUUGAAGAUGAGACCAAGAUCAAAGUAACUCCCGUUGAAGGACUGGAAGGAACCGUCAAGGAAGAUCACAUAUUAGAUGUUAAGAACAUCAUAGUCGCUACGGGCUCUGAAGUUACACCUUUCCCCGGUAUUGAAAUAGAUGAAGAGAAAAUCGUUUCUUCAACGGGUGCUCUUUCGUUGAAGGAAAUCCCCAAAAGAUUAACCAUCAUUGGUGGAGGGAUUAUCGGAUUGGAAAUGGGUUCAGUUUACUCUAGAUUAGGCUCUAAAGUCACUGUAGUAGAAUUUCAACCUCAAAUUGGUGCCUCCAUGGAUGGUGAAGUAGCCAAAGCCACUCAAAAGUUCUUGAAAAAGCAAGGUUUAGACUUUAAAUUAAGCACCAAAGUUAUUUCUGCCAAGAGAAACGAUGACAAAAACGUCGUUGAAAUUACUGUAGAAGAUACUAAAACGAAUAAACAAGAGAAUUUGGAGGCUGAAGUCUUGCUAGUUGCUGUUGGUAGAAGACCUUACAUAGCUGGAUUGGGUGCUGAAAAGAUUGGACUGGAAGUAGACAAAAGGGGUCGUCUGGUUAUUGAUGACCAAUUUAAUUCUAAGUUCCCACACAUUAAAGUGGUAGGAGAUGUUACAUUUGGUCCAAUGUUGGCCCACAAAGCUGAAGAAGAGGGUAUUGCAGCGGUCGAAAUGUUCAAAACUGGUCAAGGUCACGUUAAUUAUAACAAUAUCCCUUCGGUUAUGUAUUCCCACCCAGAAGUAGCAUGGGUUGGUAAAACUGAAGAGCAAUUGAAAGAAGCCGGCAUUGACUAUAAAAUUGGUAAAUUCCCCUUCGCGGCCAAUUCAAGAGCCAAGACCAAUCAAGACACUGAUGGUUUUGUGAAGAUUCUGAUUGACGCCAAGACUGAGCGUAUUUUGGGGGCCCACAUCAUUGGUCCAAAUGCCGGUGAAAUGAUUGCUGAAGCUGGUUUAGCCUUGGAAUACGGUGCUUCCGCUGAAGACGUUGCUAGAGUCUGCCAUGCUCAUCCUACUUUGUCCGAAGCAUUUAAGGAAGCUAACAUGGCAGCUUAUGAUAAAGCUAUUCAUUGUUGA
Messenger RNA from Saccharomyces paradoxus, 1500 nucleotides. RefSeq names its product dihydrolipoyl dehydrogenase (gene LPD1). Bases 1 to 1500 code for a protein of 499 amino acids. Gene Ontology annotation, cellular component: mitochondrion; oxoglutarate dehydrogenase complex. The transcript has a single exon. Lineage: Eukaryota; Fungi; Ascomycota; Saccharomycetes; Saccharomycetales; Saccharomycetaceae. The record is from RefSeq and is a predicted model, not a curated record. Gene Ontology annotation, molecular function: flavin adenine dinucleotide binding; dihydrolipoyl dehydrogenase (NADH) activity.